ACUAUUUAUUUUCAAUAGGUACUGCAACCACACAGAGUACUCAGUCAGGCGUUGUACUAACUUAACGAUAGAGGCCAUAUCGUAUACGAGGGGGAGGAGGAGUUUGUGAGUUUGAUAAUAUUAAUUCAGAAAAAUGAAAGUUUUUUUAAAAAGUGUCAAGAUCCUACUUCUAAUGAUAACGUGCGGUUUGCUCGGCUCCGCAUACAGUGUUUCUCUUUUUGGUGUCGAUUUAACAGCACCAGUAAAAAUUGUGAAAACUGGAAUCGGACAAAUAACGAAACCACUACAUCCACCUUCAACACUACAACCUACACUACAAUCUUCAACGACUAAUAAGUUAACUCGGGAAAACAACUCUACCCGCAAGCCAAUCAAAGAUGACCAUAGUCCUAGUGACACUCAGAAAGUUCCCAGACCCGUAGAAUCUAGUCAGAACAAUGGGUCAAAACUGGAGUUCGUUGUUGACACACUUGGUUGGUCGGAAACUGGCGUUGAUUACACUACUGAGACAGAUACUGAGACAACAACUGAUAUAAACAGCAUCGGAGGUCCCCCGCCUGCGGUCCUAGCCUCGCUUCUUGGCAGUGGUUGAAACAUGCGUACAGUCAAGGCCAUAAAUAUAUGUACACUU
Messenger RNA from Cydia strobilella, 631 nucleotides. RefSeq lists its product as uncharacterized. The record is from RefSeq and is a predicted model, not a curated record. The transcript has 4 exons. Bases 134 to 592 code for a protein of 152 amino acids. Lineage: Eukaryota; Metazoa; Arthropoda; Insecta; Lepidoptera; Tortricidae.